ACCCACAUCCCGACAGCUUGUUGAAUAGAUAACACGCAGGUGUCAGCAGAGAGGGAGAUAAAAACAACGCCUGCUAUCAAGAAGCCGAUUAUACACAAACCUCAUCGAGUUUCAUCGCGUUCCCUGACUGACGCGUGAUUUGACGACAAGACAACCCGCGCGCUCAUUCUGAGGAGGUUUUGCCAGCGCGCGACACGGUUUAUGAGUGGAAAGUGUAUACGGGGGAAUAAUAUUGACAAUAAAUGCACUUAUUCCCAGAGGAACUUUUCGAGGGCGGAUGGAUUCUCCUCGUAAGUUUCUAUGAAAAAACUAUGAGUUUUAAAAAGAAGGUUAAGUUCGCAUUAUGAGUAGACUAUUUAAAGAAAACUUAACAACUACAUUCAUCUAAAGCAUGUGUUAAAAUCAAAUUAAGACCUAUUUAUUAAAAAAAGUUUUUGUAUACAAACCUGAACAUGGUUUCCAAAUACAAAAGGAUUCUGAAUGUGGAAAGCAUCAUGUCCUCAUGCUCUUCUUGAGACUCCCAUCUGCCAAACUAGUCAUCACCCUGAACCUGCAUUAACAACAGAUCUGAAUUAUGGACGGUGAUGGACAGCCUCCUGCUUCAAAUGGUGACUCGAAGCUCUGCUCCAGAAGCGGCUUCUCUCUAAGCAACUGGCGUUCCUCUUCGAGGACUUUACUGCGAGGAGGAGAGGAUGUGAGCCGAAGGCUGCUGUCUGCUGUGAACCACCAGGAAUGCACAGACUCCAGGGCCAGUCCCACCUCAAAGUCCCUUGAGGUGACCACAGGGUUAGAUGGCACAACAGCAACCACCACCACCACCACCGUGACCACAUCCACACCGCCUCACCUCGACAAAGCCAUGGCAGAGUCCGCAGGGCCUGCGGGAGCCCCUCAGCCAUCCGAAUCAGAAGAAAGGGUCUUCACUGUCCCGUCUACAUUUCUCCAGAGACAGUUCAGCUCCUUGCUGCAGCCAGGGGUUAACAAGUUCUCACUCCGAAUGUUUGGGAGUGCAACGGGUGUUGCAGCUGAACAGCAACGGGUCAAGUCAUUUGGGGUUUGGAUUAUACAUCCAUAUAGUAACUUCAGGUUCUAUUGGGACUUGGUGAUGCUGUGCCUGAUGAUGGGCAACCUCGUCAUUCUGCCAUGGGGCAUCACCUUCUUUGAGGAUCAGAACACACUGCCGUGGAUCACCUUCAACGUGGCCUCGGACACCCUCUUCCUGGCUGACCUUGUCUUCAACUUUCGUACUGGUAUUAUUGAAGGAGACAACACCCAAAUCAUCCUGGACCCACAAGUGAUCAGUCGGCGUUACCUUCGAGGCUGGUUUCUGGUGGACUUCAUCUCCUCCAUUCCGGUAGACUACAUCUUCCUGGUGGUGGAUAUAGAAGCCCGGCUUGAGUCAGCAGAGGUGUACCGCACUGCCAGGGCUUUGCGCAUCGUCCGCUUCACCAAGAUCCUCAGUCUGCUCAGAUUGUUGCGCUUAUCCAGACUUAUACGUUACAUUCAUCAAUGGGAAGAGAUCUUCCAUAUGACCUAUGACCUUGCAAGCGCAGUAGUUCGCAUAGUGAAUCUGAUUGGAAUGAUGCUCCUGCUGUGUCACUGGGAUGGCUGCAUGCAGUUCAUGGUGCCCAUGUUGCAAGAUUUCCCAUCAAACUGCUGGGUCUCCAAAAACAACAUGGUGAAUGCCACUUGGGAUGUCCAAUACUCCUAUGCCCUUUUUAUGGCCAUGAGCCAUAUGUUGUGUAUAGGAUAUGGUGCUCAGGCACCUGAGGGAACAACUGAUGUGUGGCUCACAAUGAUCAGCAUGAUUGUUGGUGCCACCUGUUAUGCCAUGUUCCUGGGCAAUGCCACUAACCUUAUCCAGUCCUUGGAUGCUUCCCAUCGUCAGUAUCAAGAGAAGUACAAACAAGUGGAACAGUACAUGUCCUUCCACAAGUUGCCGGCUGACAUGAGGCAGAGGAUCCAUGAUUAUUAUGAGCACCGCUUCCAGGGAAAGAUGUUUGACGAGGAAAAUAUCCUCGAAGAACUCAGUGACCCGCUAAAAGAGGAGAUAGUGAACUAUAACUGCCGUGAGCUGGUGGCUAAUAUGCCUCUCUUUGCGAAUGCUGAUCCUCACUUCGUCACAGUGCUCCUCACAAAGUUACGCUUCGAGGUCUUUCAGCCGGGUGAUAUAAUCAUCCGUGAAGGGACGCUUGGUCGUAAAAUGUACUUCAUUCAGCAUGGCUGCGUCAGUGUGAUAACUCAUGACAAAAAAGUGAAGAAACUGAAUGACGGCUGCUACUUCGGGGAGAUCUGUCUGCUGACCCGUGGACGUCGUACAGCCAGUGUCAGAGCCAACACGUACUGCAGACUUUAUUCACUGAGUGUGAGCAGCUUUAAUGAGGUCUUAGAGGAGAAUCCGUUAAUGAGGAGGGCGUUUGAGAGCGUAGCGGUGGACCGUCUGGAGCGUGAGGGAAACAGCAUUGUGCGUUCACACAAGAGUGUGGAGGACGAUGGGGACUAAUGGAUUCUUAUUCUUAUUGAACUUUGACAGACUCACCGAAAAUGACUGAAUAUAGAAAAAACCAUGGUGUUACAGUAUCCAUAUAAUUGACUUAAAUGACAAUGUACAGUUGCAGUAUGGUGUGAUUUAUCUAAUUCAAAUAGUUAUUUCUUAUUCUUAAUUUGACAUUGAAAUGUAUUGGAACAUAAAAAUAAACAAUAUCAGUCCUGUA
Messenger RNA from Carassius gibelio (silver crucian carp), 2714 nucleotides. Its product is annotated as potassium/sodium hyperpolarization-activated cyclic nucleotide-gated channel 2. The transcript has 7 exons. The record is from RefSeq and is a predicted model, not a curated record. Bases 575 to 2503 code for a protein of 642 amino acids. NCBI's taxonomy places the organism in Eukaryota, Metazoa, Chordata, Actinopteri, Cypriniformes, Cyprinidae. Gene Ontology annotation, molecular function: voltage-gated potassium channel activity. Gene Ontology annotation, biological process: potassium ion transport; transmembrane transport. Gene Ontology annotation, cellular component: membrane.